CUUUUGUGUGCGUCCGGAGCGCCCAGCGGAAGGGCUUCGGCGUUGCGCUUCGAGUCGGACAGUGCUUCCGGCAGAGUUGUUCACACAGGGCUGAGUGCUGAAUAAUAUAAUACAUUUUUAAAAAUAUGGAUGAAGAACCUGAAAGAACUAAGCGAUGGGAAGGAGGCUAUGAGAGAACUUGGGAAAUUCUUAAAGAAGAUGAAUCUGGGUCACUUAAAGCUACGAUAGAAGACAUUCUUUUCAAGGCAAAGAGAAAAAGAGUAUUUGAGAACCAUGGACAAGUUCGACUUGGAAUGAUGCGCCAUCUUUAUGUGGUAGUAGAUGGAUCAAGGACAAUGGAAGACCAAGAUUUAAAGCCCAAUAGAUUGGCAUGUACAUUAAAGUUGUUGGAGUACUUUGUAGAAGAGUAUUUUGAUCAAAAUCCUAUCAGUCAGAUUGGAAUAAUUGUAACUAAGAGUAAAAGAGCUGAAAAACUGACUGAACUCUCAGGAAACCCAAGGAAACACAUAACGUCUUUGAAGAAAGCUGUAGAUAUGACCUGUCAUGGAGAACCAUCUCUUUAUAAUUCCUUAAGCAUGGCCAUGCAGACUCUGAAACACAUGCCUGGACAUACAAGUAGAGAAGUCCUCAUCAUCUUUAGCAGCCUUACAACUUGUGAUCCAUCCAAUAUUUAUGAUUUAAUUAAGACCCUGAAAGCAGCUAAAAUCAGAGUGUCUGUCAUUGGUUUGUCUGCUGAGGUUCGGGUUUGCACUGCACUCGCUCGGGAAACCGGUGGCACAUACCAUGUGAUUUUAGAUGAAAGCCAUUACAAAGAAUUGCUAACACAUCAUGUUAGUCCUCCUCCUGCCAGCUCAAGUUCUGAAUGCUCACUUAUUCGUAUGGGAUUUCCUCAGCAUACCAUUGCUUCUUUGUCUGAUCAAGAUGCAAAACCUUCUUUCAGCAUGGCGCACCUGGAUAACAGUUCUGAGCCAGGGCUUACAUUAGGAGGCUAUUUCUGCCCACAAUGUCGGGCAAAGUACUGUGAGCUUCCUGUUGAAUGUAAAAUAUGUGGUCUUACUUUGGUCUCUGCUCCCCACUUGGCACGGUCUUACCAUCAUUUAUUUCCUUUGGAUGCUUUUCAAGAAAUGACCCUGGAAGAAUAUAAAGGAGAAAGAUUUUGUUAUGGAUGUCAGGGGCAACUGAAGGACCAACAUGUCUAUGUUUGCGCUGAGUGCCAGAAUGUGUUCUGUGUGGACUGUGAUGUGUUUGUUCAUGACUCUCUCCACUGUUGUCCUGGCUGUAUUCAUAAGAUUCCAACUCCUAGGCCAGGGAUUUAGCUCAGUGGUUCCGCUGCCUGCCUCGCAAGCAUAAGAUCCCAGUUCGAUCCCCGGUACCAAAAAAAAAAAGAUUCCAACUCCUUCAGGUAUUUGAUUGCAGUAUGAAUACACAUUGUGUGUUAAAAAGAAAUUUGUGCUGGGUGUGGUGGUGCACAUCUGUAAUUCUAGUACUCAGAAGGCUGAGGUAGGAUCACUGUGAGUUCAAGGUCAGCCUGGGCUAUAUAGUAAGUUCAAGGCCAGUAUGAACUACAUAGCGAGAACUUGUCUCAAAAGAAAAAAAAGAAAGAUAUUUGUGACUAUAAGUAAAAUGAUUCUUUAGAAGAAGCUCCAAUUAAAAUAUAAACAACAGGGGCUGGGAAUUUAGCUCACUGGCACCAUACUUGCCUUGCAAGCACAAGGUCCUGAGUUGGAUUCCUGAUACCCCUAAAAAACAAACAAAAUAUGAACAACAGUUUAAGAGAAAAAUCUGAUUUAAGAAACUUUUGCUAAUGGAGCUAGCCAACCAUCGACUGAAUCCUGUGAAGCCAUGAGUCAAAUGAACCUCUCUCCUAUCUUAGUUACUUUUCUCAUCCCUGGUACAUAAUACCCAACAUCCACAAAAGAAAGGUUUUAGUCUACAAUCCAGUGACUCCAGGACAGCAUGACAGAGGAGCAGUGGAAAGCUGCUCAUGUCCUGAAAAAAAAAAAACUUUCACUCAGAAAAUAUAUUUUGUUAAAUUUUUUGUUUCCUGUCACAAAAACGCCUACAAUUCAGCAGUGUUUCAUUCAACUAAUUUGGUUUUGUAUUAUUUGGAGUCAUGUGUUUAAAGUCCUUAUGCAUUAUUAUGUGUAAAUUAUUUGUAAUGAUGAAAUUGAUGUGAUAAUGCCCUUGUUUUAUAAUUGAAAUAAAUUGGUACUUGCUUUGGCAGCACAUAAACUGUAAUUGAAGUAAAUUAAAUGUUUGUGAUUUAUUGUAAUUCAUUAAUCUAGUGUAAGAAGACUUUAAGUACAAAUUAUAAGAUAGAAAUUAAGUAAUAGUUAUGAAAAUUUAAUACAUACGAAAUGAUACACUGCUACAUCCACAAGAGUGUUCUUUUUGUUCUUAAAAUUCUUCGGAGUUCAAUUAUAAAAUUAAUACAUCUGAAUUUAUUUGUGGCUGUGCCAACAGGGGGCUUUUAGGUUAAACAUGCAAACUCACUAGCUUGCCACACCACCCUGGGCCCCAGUUCACCCGAAGAGGAUUAAAGGGAAAGGCAGCCUGUAGUAGGGGUUUGUCAAGCGCUCGUGGGUGGAGUCCAGAUACAGCUUCGCAGGCAGGAGUCACCUAGAAGCUUGGUUCAUACCUCUCCUCUGUGUGGUAACAGGGCUUCAAGGCUUAAAUAACACUAGGAUUCCAAUACAGUGGGAAAAGGUCUUCACCUCCUUUAUGUGCCAUACCUGUUGCUUUUAAAUGUCUUACAUAAUGGAGUAUGGCUAAUUCCAACAUUUUGGUUGGUUGUUAUGUGAGUCUGGUUUUAUUGUAUAGUUAGGGUGAAUGAAUUCAAAGUUGAAAUGUCUCAUUCUGAACCUCUCUGAGUUUCAUCCCCAGGAAGUAUUUAUUUUUUAAAAUUUUUGUGAGACAGUCUUGCUAUGUAGUUCACCCUGGCUUUGACUCACUGGGUGGCCUCAAAUGCCUAGCAAUCCUCCUGCCUUAGCCUUUGAGUGCUGGGAUCACAGGCGUGUGACACCAUGUCAGAUGGGAAGUAUUUAAUUAUCCUCUUCCACUUUCCUAAUCUGGGUCACCGGGGAAAACUAGGUGAUAAGGUCUAUGUUUUAGGUCCAGUGCAACUAUAUCAUUAUUGGUAGAACUCUUCUAGGUUUGCCCCCCUGUUGAAAGUGAAUAAAGCUUCUGAUCCAUAA
This is a messenger RNA of Heterocephalus glaber (naked mole-rat), 3194 nucleotides long. RefSeq names its product general transcription factor IIH subunit 2. Gene Ontology annotation, cellular component: transcription factor TFIIH holo complex; transcription factor TFIIH core complex. Lineage: Eukaryota; Metazoa; Chordata; Mammalia; Rodentia; Bathyergidae. Gene Ontology annotation, molecular function: zinc ion binding. The record is from RefSeq and is a predicted model, not a curated record. Gene Ontology annotation, biological process: DNA-templated transcription; nucleotide-excision repair; regulation of transcription by RNA polymerase II.